Molecule: messenger RNA, 1706 nt
Organism: Uranotaenia lowii
Lineage: Eukaryota; Metazoa; Arthropoda; Insecta; Diptera; Culicidae
Exons: 4
Coding region: 114-1706 (530 amino acids)
Cellular component (GO): membrane
Molecular function (GO): ligand-gated monoatomic ion channel activity
Source: RefSeq, a predicted model, not a curated record
CAUUUGACGACAAAUUUAACGUUUCCGGAAGCAAGAACAGCGGAGUAGCCGUCGAUGCUAGGUGUGAGGAAUUGACAACCUCACUUAUCUACAAGCAAAACAUAAACGCCUUCAUGUUAACUGAUGUUUACUGGAUUUUCCUGGAUCAAGUUGCGGAAGAAAGUAAUGGAACCGAAUUGGAGCACUCUCUAGAAAAAUUUACCGCCCUGUUUGAAACAGUGGAUAUUUUGCCGAGUACCCACGUGGAGAUUGCUCUGUUCUGGACACGUUGGCAGCUGUACGAUUGCUGGAAGCCGUUUCGUUCCGCAGAGGUAAAGUUUGCGGAGAUUUGCUACCGUAAUCGAGACUUGACCGAGGUGGAAACCAUGAAACGAGCACUGCGGCUGGUGGAUUUUCGGUCGGCUGAAAGAAGAAACCUUGAGGCGUUUUCGAUGCCGGUGGGAAUCGGAAUGGCCAAGACCGAAUUACUCCAGGAUUGGAACGAAGUCGUAGAAAACAUCGACGAUUUAGUUGAACGGGCAAAUUAUCCAUUCAUAGAAAACUUGAUGUACGAUCUCAAUUUCACACGUAAUGCGAUCCAGCUCGAGAAAGGAGGUUGUAGGGUCAAUGGGAGCUUUUCGUCGGGUAGUGUACUGAUGGAGUUUGGACAGAAAGCUGUGGAAUUCUGUGCCGGAGCUGUGUUGAUGACCCCGGAGCGGAUGAAAAUGUUGGAUUUCACGAUUGUGACAUUGACCAUUAACGCUAGAUUCGUUUUCAAACAACCACCGCUGUCUUUGGUAACCAACAUAUUCGAGCUACCUUUCAGUUUUGGAGUUUGGCUCAGCUGCUUUGGGUUUAUCGGAGUUUAUUGGAUAGGGCUGCUGAUUUUAAGAAGCAUUACUAAAACGGAACAUUUGACUCCACUGGAAUCAUUGAUGUACAUCGUAGGCACUCUGUGUCAGCAGAAUCUUGAGCUGUAUCCGAAAUAUGAUGGAGCCAAGAUUCUACUGUUUUGGGUACAACUAGCGAAUUUCUUUCUUUUUACCUCCUAUUCGGCCUGUAUAGUUGCAUUGCUGCAGAGUCCCAGUACAAUCAUUAAAUCAUUAACGGAUCUGGUGGAGUCUCCUUUAGAGGUCGGGGCUCAAAAUGCGCAGUAUGCGUACCAGUAUUUGAACGAAAGUUCUGACCUCGCAGUGCAAUCAGUCUUUCUCCAGAAGAUUAAACCUUUAGGUAAAGAAGCUUUUGCUGAUGCUCAAACUGGGAUGAAACGAGUGAAGAACGACAUGUUUGCUUUUCAGAUAGAAGAAAAUACCGCACACCGGAUUAUAAUGGAGACAUUCACACCCCAGGAUACUUGCAAGGUGCAUGAACUGGACAGCAUCAAACUACCCCCCUUCAGCAUACCUCUUUCAAAAGGAAGCAAAUAUCGGGAGCUCAUUCGGCAACGUCUACUCUGGCAGAAGGAAGUUGGCAUAGUUCGGCGUUACAAUGUGCUCUGGAUAGCUCCGAAGCCACGCUGUGAAUCUGGAGCGGCGGAAUUCACUUCGGUGGGAAUGAAUGAGCUGCGUUCUGCAUACAUUUGGAUGUUGGUUGGGUUUGGUAUCGCGUUUGUUCUUCUCGCGAUUGAGUUUACAGCAGCACAUUGCUUCAGGGCGCGGUGCAAGAAAUUUACUUCGGUUGCGCUAAAGGAAGGAAAAGAAAAUGAUUUAAGCACAUUGAUCAAUUAA